Molecule: messenger RNA, 1516 nt
Organism: Ornithodoros turicata
Lineage: Eukaryota; Metazoa; Arthropoda; Arachnida; Ixodida; Argasidae
Gene: Stlk
Product: STE20-related kinase adapter protein alpha-like
Exons: 12
Coding region: 248-1450 (400 amino acids)
Biological process (GO): protein phosphorylation; protein export from nucleus; activation of protein kinase activity
Cellular component (GO): serine/threonine protein kinase complex
Molecular function (GO): protein kinase activity; ATP binding; protein serine/threonine kinase activator activity
Source: RefSeq, a predicted model, not a curated record
GAACUGUAAACAACACUGUCCACUGUUUACGACGUUUUCCUUUAAAAUACAUAGAGUUGUAGAUUUUAGUUAUAACAUGUUUACGUAAAUGGUGGCGGAGUAGUGUUUACGCUUUCGUCGGAACCAGACGGAACACAUCGCAUGUCAUUGAAAGAAAUCAACUGUAGAAAACGUCAUUCUGCUUCAAGUCCGCUUCGUGCCCGCUUGGUACCCGUUUUAUGAGUUUGGCUGUCGUUGAAACACGUCGAUGUCAUGUUUGCAGCUCAAGUGUAGCUGUAACGAUUCGGAGAACGACGUAUCAUUUUCGGAAGAAAACCAGGGCAAUGGCGAUUCACUUUACCAAAACUUGUCUGAAGCCUCACAUUUGUCUGAGGUCAUCCCACUGUUGCCCGCAGCUGCCGACAUGAUCAAAUAUGAGGCUGAUGCCACAAAGUUUGAACUGCUGUCUGUCAUUGGUAGAAGUUCCCGCAGAUCCACAGUGGUUUCCCUGACAAAGCACAUUCCCUCCGGGCACCGUAUAGCAGUAAAACGCAUUAGCCUGGAUGCUCCAGGCACAGAUGCUGCAUACAUACAGCAAGAAAUCUUAGUCACUCGACAGUUGAAGCAUGAGAACAUACUGCCAUAUCUGUGUGCGUUUGUCUCAAGCUGUGAAGUAUGGGCUGUCAUGCCGCUUAUGACAUACGGUUCAGUUAGGGACAUCUUAGAUACCCACUACCCUGGUGGCCUUCCAGAGAAUGCUGUCUCUCUUAUACUAAGAGAUACACUUUCAGCACUAGAGUAUGUUCACCAAGCUGGGUUUAUUCACAGGAGUGUAAAAGCAGCCCACCUUCUCAUUUCAAGCAAAGGCAAAGUGCUCUUAACAGGGUUUCGAUAUUCCUGCAAUGUGAUUGUGGACGGCCGUUGGCAACCCAGUCUCCACGACUUUCCCCCGGACUCUAUCGAUAAUUUGAACUGGCUAAGCCCAGAGGUAUUGCAACAGAACCUGAUGGGCUACAACUCCAAGUCUGACAUCUACAGUGUGGGAAUCACUGCUCUCGAGCUGGCAAAUGGUGGUGUUCCAUAUACUGGCCUUACUCCCACACAAAUACUGCUCGCUAAACUACAAGGGUCAAAAUCAACACCACAUAGCAGCGUCAGUGAUGGAGCACCUUUGAGCGAAUCAAAUCGAGACAUGUACAAAGCAAGUGGCGAAUACUCUGGCCAAAGCAAUACAUUUUGUGAGGAGUUUUCAGUAUUUACAUCUCUGUGCCUGCAAAAGGAACCAACACUAAGGCCGUCAGCUCACCAGCUGUUGUCACAAGGCUUCAUCAAACUAUGCCGGAAAUUAAUGGCAACCCUGCCUGCAAUUCUGGCUCCUAUUUCACCUAGAGCAGAAGUCUUAAGGAACACAAGUCCUGAACUAGACGAGUCUGCGACUGGUUACGUGCAAGAUAUUUCUUGGAACUUCUAGUCCUUUGGGCAUUCCCCAGUGAUUUUUCAUUGUAUAUAAAAUAGGAUUAAAACUUUUGUAAGGUAA